GGGGGGGGGGGACCCAGGAACAGAUGAAGGUCUGGAGAAUGUCUGUGACAGAGGAAUGAAUGUGCCCAAGGUGUGUAGAGGAGGACCCUGGAGAACAUUUGUGGAGAACCUCUGUGAAGACAGAAUUGAAAGGAAUUAGGGCGUCAUCCUUGAAGAGAACUGCUGAACACAGACCUACUGAAGGCAGUCCUGGGAGGGGAGAUCUCCUUUGAAAUAUAGACCAAAUUGCUCAUUGUCUUGAUUCAGUCAUGCGCUUUCUGUUGGCCCGUAUUUAUAACUUAUUUUAGUUGGUUAGACUAGUGCUGCGUUGAGGUGCUAUUCGGGAACUAGGAAUCAUCCGAAUUUUCCCGACUUGCGAACUGGUUGAACGCAGCAUGUGAAUAACUACAAGCAGUUAGCAAAUCGGAAGUUUCCUAGUUCCUGAUUUAGCACUUGAACGUGGCAUAAGAUAGUAGAGGUUAUUUGACAGUGGUCACAUUCAAACAGAUUAGUUUUUUUUAAUAUGCAUUGUAUUUCAGCACGGGUGUGUCCUGCUCUAACAUGUUUUCAAUGACGACGAUGACGAGUCCGGUCUGACUCAGGAAAACAGCGCUAAGCAGCAUCUGAUUGGAUGGGAAACUUGUUGUUCGCCCGACCGAACUGGUAACUUCCAUGUUGACAGCCGAGAAGUCUCCGUAGAGAUUUUAUUGAAACGGAAAAUGUAAUAAAUGUUUCUCUGAUAUACAAUAGACUAAACUAUUUGGCAAUGCCGUUUAGUAACAUCCUAAAUUGUUGUAGGAUUAGUGUAUCAUGGCGGCGCUAGGAGCGGAGUGUGUCGAGGCGUUUAAAGUGGAAGAAAAGAUAAACGCACAGAAGACGGACGACUCAUGGAAACGUCAUAUCAUCCGCCAACUCAAACAUCGGGAUAAGUAUCAGAAGGCGAUGUUUCAAGAUGUCAUACUGGCAUAUAUCAAUCUGCUGGAGAGGUCCAAUCAGAGAGCCCUCAUCACGAAAGGCAUCCUGGGAUCUGGUUCAAGGUACCCAGCCUCCUCCAACGAUUCCUUGACGUCUCUGAUUUCCAAGAAUGAUGAUCUGAAGAAAACAACAGGGGAGCUGGCCUACCAGGUAUUGGAGCUCCAGCAGGAGAUUAAGAUCAAAGACUCCGUACUGGAAGAACAACAUGCCAGGAUGUGUGAGGUGAAGCGGGAUCUGCUGGGGGUGCAGGCUGAGGAUGGAAGUCUGAAGGUGCGUGUUGCCGAGGUGACGGAGGGGAACCGGCUGUUGAAACGGGAGUACGACUCUCUGCUGGAGCGGCACCAUGAUAUGGACCAGACCUUCAGAGAGGAGAAGCUCAGAGGUCAGGAAUUGCUGGAGGAACUGGUCCGGAGGAAGCAACACGCAGCCGUCAGGAUGAACAGCCGCAACGAGAGACGGGUCAGAGCCAGAGAGGCAAGUCUUCAGAAGGAACUGGAGACCGCCGGGAAGGUGAAGGUGACAAUUGAUGUCGGGUCUGUCAGUGCCCCGGCCUCCAGAGAAGCCUCCCCUAAGAGUGAUCUGGCUGAGAGACGGACCACUAGACUGUUCAGGUCAGCCUCAGUAACAUCCCCUCCCAGGAUUCUAGAUUCCAUCAAAGAGCUUUUUGAUAGAAAGAAGCGUCGGGGGAACUCGCUGUGUCUGAGUCUGGAGGAGGAGCUGUAUGUUCCCGUAGGGAUCUGUCUGGCUGCCAGGGUCCCUGCUAGGGCUCUGCAUGUCCUGGAUGCCCAUGAGUUGGGCAUUAAUGCAGUGAGGUUCAGCUCCAGUUGUAACCUGCUUGCUACUGGAGGGACAGACAGAUCCAUUAAGCUGUGGGAUGUUAAAGCAGGCAUGCUCCACAACAGAGGUACACUAGAUGGCAGCAACGAAGGAAUAACCAGCAUAGAGUUUGACCAAACAGGCACCAGGGUUUUAGCAGCGUCAUAUGAUAAAUCAGCUCUGUUCUGGCGGCUGGAUGACUCUGCUCCCAAGCUCACUCUGACAGGCCACUCACGUAAAGUGACAGCAGCCAAGUUUAAAUGCAGCCUGCGCCAGGUGGUGACAGGAAGCGCAGACAGGACCGUCAAGAUCUGGGAUCUCCACCGCGCUGCUUGUAUCCAGACCAUUGAGGUUCUAUCUUACUGCAGUGAUGUGGUGUGUUCUGAGCACGUCAUCGUCAGUGGACACUAUGACAGGAAGAUACGCUUCUGGGACAGCAGGGCUGCCAGCUGUACCCAGGAGGUUCCUCUCCAGGGGAAAGUAACAUCUCUGGACAUCUCUACAGACCACCGCCAGCUCCUCAGCUGCUCCAGAGACGAGAGUCUGCAGGUGGUCGACCUUCGCAUGAACAACUCCAGGAUAUGCUUCAGAGCUGAGGGCUUCAAAUGUGGCUGUGACAGCACCAAGGCUAUAUUCAGUCCUGAUGGGAGCUACCUGGCAGCAGGAUCAGCAGAUGGAGCCGUCUACAUCUGGAACGUCAACUCUGGCAACCUGGAGACACGACUACCGGACAUGCACAGUUCGUCCAUCAACGCGGUGGCCUGGUCUGGGUCUGGGGAGUACGUGGUCAGUGUGGACAAGAGCCGGCGUGCCGUUCUCUGGAGCGACAUUUAAACAGUCUGGUCGACUAGCCAGCCUCAGACCCAUUUGAACAUCACUCUGGGGUUAGGUUUACAAGGUCAUCUGAACAUUGGCUGAGAGAACACAGAACACAUUGGAUGUUUAACAUUGGCUGAGAGAACACAGAACACAUUGGAUGUUUUAACAUGGCUGAGAGAACACAGAACACGUUGGAUGUUUAACAUGGCUGAGAGAACACAGAACACAUUGGAUGUUUAACAUGGCUGAGAGAACAGAACACAUUGGAUGUUUAACAUGGCUGAGAGAACACGUUGGAUGUUUAACAUGGCUGAGAGAACACAGAACACAUUGGAUGUUUAACAUGGCUGAGAGAACACAUUGGAUGUUUAACAUGGCUGAGAGAACACGUUGGAUGUUUAACAUGGCUGAGAGAACACAGAACACAUUGGAUGUUUUAACAUGGCUGAGAGAACACAGAACAGGUUCGAUGUUUAACAUGGCUGAGAGAACACAGAACACAUUGGAUGUUUUAACAUGGCUGAGAGAACACAGAACACAUUGGAUGUUUAACAUGGCUGAGAGAACACAGAGCAUGCUGGAUGUUUUAACAUGGCUGAGAGAACACAGAACACAUUGGAUGUUUAACAUGGCUGAGAGAAUACAGAACACAUUGGAUGUUUUAACAUGGCUGAGAGAACACAGAACACUUUGGAUGUUUAACAUGGCUGAGAGAACACAGAACACAUUGGAUGUUUUAACAUGGCUGAGAGAACACAGAACACAUUGGAUGUUUUAACAUGGCUGAGAGAACACAGAACACAUUGGAUGUUUUAACAUGGCUGAGAGAACACAGAACACAUUGGAUGUUUAACAUGGCUGAGAGAACACAGAACACAUUGGAUGUUUUAACAUGGCUGAGAGAACACAGAACACAUUGGAUGUUUUAACAUGGCUGAGAGAACACAGAACACAUUGGAUGUUUAACAUGGCUGAGAGAACACAGAACACAUUGGAUGUUUAACGUGGCUGAGAGAA
Messenger RNA from Salmo salar (Atlantic salmon), 3606 nucleotides. It is a transcript of the gene atg16l2, whose product is annotated as autophagy related 16 like 2. Gene Ontology annotation, biological process: autophagosome assembly. The record is from RefSeq and is a predicted model, not a curated record. Gene Ontology annotation, molecular function: protein binding. Lineage: Eukaryota; Metazoa; Chordata; Actinopteri; Salmoniformes; Salmonidae.